Python bivittatus (Burmese python) is the source of this 766-nucleotide messenger RNA. The record is from RefSeq and is a predicted model, not a curated record. NCBI's taxonomy places the organism in Eukaryota, Metazoa, Chordata, Lepidosauria, Squamata, Pythonidae.
GCCUCAUGCUAAGCUUUGAAAAACAGGCUUAUGUCACUUCGGUUUGCAGAAUUCAUUGUAAUUAUUACUGAAAACUGUAAUUAUUACUGAAAACAAGGAAAUGGAUUGGACUGGACCAAUUUUAAUAUUAUUACUAUUUAUUCUUGCAAUUGUUUCCCUUUUGAAGAAGGGCAGUUCCUGGAAUGACAGCUCUCCAAAUCUUCCCCCGGGACCCAGGACCAUACCCAUUUUGGGAAAUCUGCACCUGGUGGAUCUGAAGAGGCCUUUCAGAACAAUGAUCAAGUUGUCAAAAAAAUAUGGCCCCGUUUUCCGGAUCAAACUGGGAUUCCAGGAAAUGGUGGUGCUGACUGGCUAUGAGACAGUCAAAGAGGCUCUGGUGAACCAGGCGGAUGUAUUUGCAGAGAGAGCUGUCAUCCCCUUUUUUGAGGAAUUUGCAAAGGGCUUUGGUGUUGUUUUUGCUCAUGGUGAGAACUGGAAAGUGAUGCGACGGUUUACAUUAUCCACUUUACGGGACUACGGAAUGGGCAGGAGGACUAUUGAAGACAAAAUCAUUGAAGAAUGUAGCAUCUUGACGAAAACAGUUAAGACUUAUGCAGGAAAACCAUUUGAAGUCACAACAAUUAUGACUGCUGCUGUUUCCAACAUCAUAGUUUCUAUUCUACUUGGCAAGCGACGUGACUAUGAAGAUGCCACAUUUCUACGACUUCUGAAGCUAAUCAGUGAAAAUAUACGGCUUUCAGGGAGCCCAAAUAUAAUGGUAAUCUAA